Molecule: messenger RNA, 1497 nt
Organism: Pseudovirgaria hyperparasitica
Lineage: Eukaryota; Fungi; Ascomycota; Dothideomycetes; Acrospermales; Acrospermaceae
Product: MFS general substrate transporter
Exons: 7
Coding region: 1-1497 (498 amino acids)
Biological process (GO): transmembrane transport
Cellular component (GO): membrane
Molecular function (GO): transmembrane transporter activity
Source: RefSeq, a predicted model, not a curated record
AUGCCGAACCUAGACGUGGCGUGUUGUGAUGGAUCCGGAUCGCUAAGUCUGUCACCUAGACCACUACACAAGUAUCGCGCGACUACAACAACGAGACAGAAAAUGCUACCGUCCUAUACGACUGAGAGAAACAUACAAACUCUGUCCACAAGCCUCGACUGUGCUGUAGAGGUGCAGUCUCCGCAGGAACUGCUCCUGCGUGCAGGUCGUUCGAGGCCUGCCGAAUUCACAUCCAGAGGAAAGGAAUUCGGAUUCGUCUACGCAGUGGUCAUGUCACAGGUCCUGACAGAGUACUUCACAUCAGGCUUCAAUGUGAUUCUACCAAAGAUCACGUUGGCGCUUGAGAUCCCGCUAGGAAAGCAAACGUGGCCCGCUUCAGCUUUCCCUCUGACAGUGAGCGUUCUGUUACUACCCUUUGGACGACUCUCAGACAAGUACGGUGGAUUUCCCGUCUACAUUCUCCUCAACGUCUACCGGGCCCUGCAAGGGCUUGGCCUGGCCGCGUCUCUACCAUCCGGUCUUAUGCUCAUAGGCAGUACAUACCGACCUGGACCCCACAAGAACCAGAUAUUCGCACUCUAUGGCGCUGCAGCUCCUCUUGGGUUCUUCCUUGGUAUCCUUACUGCAGCGUUGUGCAUCCGAUACGCUACCUGGGGGCUGUACUUCUACAUUGGAGCAGGUAUAUCAGCUUCGACUGCAGUAGUCGCCUACUUCACAAUUCCUUCCGACACUUCACAGAGAAAGAGUAUGAAAACCAGUCUAGAUAUUGUCGGUUGUGUCCUGCUUCCGGCUACUAUGAUCGCGAUCAUCUUCGCAAUCACCGAGAGUACCAGUGCCCCCAGAGGAUGGAGAUCCGUGCAUGUUGUGGGUGCAUUUGUUGCAGGCUUGUUGCUUCUAGAUAGUUUGGCGAAGAUUAUGGAUGCAUCACCGUUGCAACUUGUCGUAUGGUUCGUCCCAAUGGCGCUUGGUGGUAUAUUCAUUUCACUACUUGGCGGUCGUGUUCUACAUCUUGUUCCAGGGAGCUAUAUUAUGGUUGUUGCUGGUGUUGCCUACGUCCUCGCUCCUCUGUUACUCAUACUUGCUCCCCCAGGAGCCAGCUACUGGCACUACGCUUUCUUUGCGAUGGUUUUUGCAACUAUCGGGAUUGAUACGACAUUCACAGUAUCGAACGUCUUUUUGACAACCCAUGUCCCGAUUCAACAUCAAGGGGCUGCUGGAGCAAUCAGUGGAAGCCUGGUUCACCUCGGCGCUGCGCUUUUCCUAGGAAGUGCAAGUAUCAUGUCGGUCAGGAAGCAGCCUGAAGGAGAGCUCCAGAGCUUUAAAGCAGUCUUCUACCUAGAAACUGCUCUGGCCGCUACCUCACUGCUUAUUAUGGUAAUGUUUGUUCGUGUAGACCAGGCAGUCGCAGAUCUUACUACCGAUGAGAGAGCUGAGCAUCAUAAGGCAAAGCAAACUGAAAAGGAGCGUCACCCCCCCUCUGACCUUCUUCGAGUCUAG